Messenger RNA from Spirodela intermedia, 1558 nucleotides. The record is from the annotation of a GenBank genome assembly. Lineage: Eukaryota; Viridiplantae; Streptophyta; Magnoliopsida; Alismatales; Araceae.
AUGGAGCUAUUUUUCACAGAGACACUGAGGUCUCAACCUUCAUGGGUUCUCCUCAUCUCAUCGGUUGGCGCCGCCGUUACGAUAAAAUUCUCCUUUUCCUUCCUCCACUGGCUCUGCGUCGUCUUCCUCCGCCCCUCAAAGAAUCUCCUCGACUACGGCCAGUGGGCGCUCGUCACCGGCUCUACCGACGGCAUCGGCAAGGCCCUCGCCUUCGAGCUUGCCCGGCGAGGCCUCAACCUCGUUCUCGUCGGCCGGAACUCAGACAAACUCACCCAAGUCGCUGGUGCAAUUCAGGACGAAACACCCACGGUUGUGGUGGAGACCGUAGUCGUUGACUUCACCGGUGACCUCUCCGGGGGAAUUCGACGACUGGAAAGCGCAAUCAGGGGCCUCGACGUGGGAGUGCUUGUGAACAACGCGGGGUUGACCUACGACCACGGCACCUUCUUUCAUGAGGACUUGGAGGUGUGGAUGAGGAUCUUGAAGGUCAAUUUGGAGGGGCUUACGGCGGUCACCUCGGUAGUGCUGCCGGCGAUGCUGUUCAGGAAGAGGGGAGCUGUUGUCAACAUUGGCUCCGGGUCAGCGAUGGUCAUCCCUUCCCACCCACUCUUCUCAGUAUAUGCCGCCACCAAGGCGUAAGUGUUUCGUCUUUCAUGAAAUUAUAAAUCCUCAUUUUUUUCUGAAAUAUUUGGGUUUUCAUGAUGAUCGUACGACACUAAAUAAAUUAAGAUCACAUUCUUGUGGUCAAUGUUGUUCUUCGUGAAACUUUCUAAAUACAGCCAAAUAGUUCAUUUUAUAAUGCCCGUUUCAAGACUAGUGCUACCGAAUUAUUAAGCCAAUAUUAUCUUGCUCUUAGAAAAUUCUCAAUUCCGUCAGCUAUGCUAACACUGUUUCCUUGAAAUCUCAUUAGGUAUGUUCAUAGUAUCUCCAGAAGUCUGCACAUCGAGUAUAAGAAGAGUGGGAUCGAUGUUCAAUGCCAGGUUGUCGUAAUUUCUUCUCAGAGCUUUUAAAAUCAAGGCCAACUGACCCGGGUUCUUUUAAAAUCUCAUAGCUUCUUAGAGAUAAAUUAUCUUAUAAAUUAAAAGCGGAUGACUAAACUAAACUAGAUUAUCUAUGUGUAAUACUCCCGUUUUACAGUCAGAUAUCAAAAUAGAUGAUUGACAUGUGUAAGGAAACUAGAUUCUAAGCCCUUUUGCUCAAACGCUAUAACCUUUUAUUUUGUUUAUGGUUUCUGUAGUCCAUCUGUAUUAAUGUGAAGGAAAUUUCUGGCUUCAUGAACACCAUUUACUAUCACUUAAUCUUGUUUUCUUGUGCCUUUCAGAUUCCCUUGUAUGUUGCAACAAACAUGGUGUCAUUCAAGAAAGCUUCUUUCUUUACGCCAUCGCCAACGGAGUUUGCUCGCCCUGCCGUGACACGUUUCGGUUAUGAACCACAGUGCAUGCCGUACUGGCCUCAUACCCUCCAAUCUUGUGGUGUCAAACUAAUCCCAGAUCGUCUUAUGAAUAAAUGGCGACUCGCUUAUGGUCUCAGUAGAAGGCGGCAAAAGGAUUCCAGCUGA